GGCCCAACAUCCCAAGACCGGCCCGUUCGUGAAAUUGAAGGGAUGAAAUUGGACGUUUGUGCAGAACUUUGUCGCCGGCGUUCUGCAGAGGCAUGGCGUCGUACAUCGCAACAACCGGGCCGGCCGGAAUCGAUGGUCUUAACAGAAAACGCUACGGGUCUGAAUUGCGAGGCGUACCUCGCCGGGAGCCGUCUUCAAUCUCUUUGCUCAGAGUUGCGCAAUCCAUUUGCCGCCAGAAACUGGACGUUUCUCACAAACGUAGAGCCACUCCCGGCGGAUCGCCGGGCCUGUACUCGUCGCAGCAGUUCGAGCUCACUCCGGAAAACGUGGAUACGGUUCUUGACGACGUUCGCCCUUACCUCAUCUCCGACGGCGGAAACGUCGAUGUAGUGGCCGUCGAGGACGGCGUUGUUUCUCUCCAGCUUCAAGGAGCAUGCGGGAGUUGUCCUAGUUCAACAACCACAAUGAAAAUGGGAAUUGAAAGAGUGCUGAAAGAAAAAUUUGGAGAUGCUAUAAAGGACAUCCAACAAGUGAAUUUGGAAAACAUAACUGAGACUACUGUUGAGGCGGUGAAUGCUCAUCUUGACAUCUUAAGGCCUGCCAUUAGGAACUAUGGUGGGAGUGUGGAUGUUGUAUCGAUCGAGGAGAAUGGGGAUUGCCACGUGAAGUAUGUGGGACCAGAAUCCAUUGGGUCCGGCAUCAAAGCAGCAAUCAAAGAAAGGUUCCCAAAUGUUGUUAAUGUUGUGUUUACUUGCUAGAUAGGAAAUUCCAUCGCUCUUUUUGUUACGCAUUUUGCUUGUACAUGUUCACUGCGAGUGUGAAAGUAAGAAGCAAAAGAAGUUUCACGUGUGUCAAUUACAACUCUUUUAGCUCCAUUGGAAAUAGACAUUAAGCGUGAAUGAAGAAAAAAAAAUCUAAAUUACUCCGAAGUGUGUCCCUAACAUUGCUUCCUUCCUUCACAGAUACAUGCACAAACAAUAGCCUUAGUUUUUGUCUGUCAUAAAUGCCUAAUUAAGCAGUAGGCACAUGUCACUAGCGCAAUUUAAAGAGUAAUGGUUGGGGUCUACCAAAUUGUAUUCCAAGUUAUACAUUGUCACUCUCUCCACCAGACAUUUUUUAUCCAUGAUCCGAAAAUUAAAUCCUGAAUAAGAAAUGCGUAGUGCAAAGAGAGAUAGUAUACAACUUGAGUAAAAAAUGACCCAAAGGGACAUGAGGAGCCAAUU
Messenger RNA from Cuscuta campestris, 1223 nucleotides. Lineage: Eukaryota; Viridiplantae; Streptophyta; Magnoliopsida; Solanales; Convolvulaceae. The record is from the annotation of a GenBank genome assembly.